Messenger RNA from Oncorhynchus gorbuscha (pink salmon), 342 nucleotides. Its product is annotated as liprin-beta-2-like. The annotation marks the transcript as partial. The record is from RefSeq and is a predicted model, not a curated record. Gene Ontology annotation, biological process: neuromuscular junction development. Gene Ontology annotation, cellular component: presynaptic active zone. NCBI's taxonomy places the organism in Eukaryota, Metazoa, Chordata, Actinopteri, Salmoniformes, Salmonidae. The transcript is spliced from 3 exons.
GUUAACCUCUGCUCCCCGGUGAACAAUGAGAGCUAUCAGGAGCGGCUGGUUCGCUUAGAGGGGGACAAAGAGUCUCUGGUGCUCCAGGUGAGCGUGCUCACAGACCAAGUGGAGGCCCAGGGAGAAAAGAUCCGAGACCUGGAGAGCUCUCUGGAGGAGCACUACCACAAGCUCAACUCCACUGAGGAAAUGCUAAAGCAGGAGCUGCUGAGCCGGACCUCAUUGGAGACCCAGAAACUGGAUCUGAUGGAUGAGGUUUCCUACCUGAAACUGAAGCUGGUCGACAUGGACGAGGAACAGAACCACAACGACAGCAGCGAGGACCAGCAGAACAAAGCUGAG